This is a messenger RNA of Trichoderma citrinoviride, 1551 nucleotides long. RefSeq names its product MFS general substrate transporter. Gene Ontology annotation, biological process: transmembrane transport. NCBI's taxonomy places the organism in Eukaryota, Fungi, Ascomycota, Sordariomycetes, Hypocreales, Hypocreaceae. Gene Ontology annotation, molecular function: transmembrane transporter activity. The transcript has 7 exons. The record is from RefSeq and is a predicted model, not a curated record. Bases 1 to 1551 code for a protein of 516 amino acids. Gene Ontology annotation, cellular component: membrane.
AUGGAUGCAAGAAGCCCUACCUCUGCCUCUGAAAAGGCAGAGGUUGAGAAGAUUCAGGAUGUGGCAGCACCACAUACUCUUGGGAAGACAGGAACAGAGACGGCGUCUGAUCCUGCCAUUGGAUCGUUUGUCGACGUUGAUGAGCAGAAGGUUUUGCGCAAGAUGGAUAUUCGAUUAAUCCCCAUGCUGGCGGCUCUCUACCUCCUCUCAUUUCUCGACCGGGGAAACAUCGGUAAUGCCAAAAUCGAGGGGCUUCAAGAGGACCUCCACAUGACGCCGGGGCAGUACAAUUGGUGCCUCACCGUCUUCUUCUUCACCUAUGCGGCUUUCGAGGUUCCUAGCAACCUGCUCCUCAAAAAGCUGCGUCCUAGCCGCUGGUUGCCAUUAAUCAUGGUCUGUUGGGGCGUUGUCAUGACGCUCAUGGGCAUAGUUCAGAGCUUCCGGGGCCUGCUUGUGGCUCGCUUGUUCCUGGGAGUAACUGAAGCCGGCUUGUUUCCCGGCGUAGCCUACUAUCUCACAAUGUGGUACUGCCGUCACGAGAUUCAACUUCGACAAGCCCUCUUCUUCUCCGCCGCCUCAGUCGCUGGAGCCUUUAGUGGCAUCCUCGCCUUUGGCAUCAGCAAGAUGGACGGCAUCGGGGGCCUUGCAGGCUGGCGCUGGAUCUUCAUCCUCGAAGGAAUCGCAACUGUGCUCGUUGCGGCCCUUGCAUUUUUCUUUCUUUACGACUUUCCCGAAACGGCCACGUUUCUCACCGAGGAGGAGCGUGCGUUUGUGGUCUAUCGACUAAAGUACCAAGGUCAAGUCCAGACCUCGGCCGACGGGGAGAUUGAACAAGCUCAGGUUGCACAGGCGGAAGAGUUUGAGUGGAAAUACGUUCGUCAAGCCUUUACCGACUGGCAAGUCUGGGUCAAUAUUGUUGUAUAUUGGAGUGUUGUCUGCCCCCUCUACGGCAUCUCCCUAUUUCUACCGACUAUCAUCAAGUCUCUCAACUAUACGUCUAGCACUGCCCAGCUAAUGACUGUGCCCAUCUACGUCGUCGCCGCUAUUCUCGCCGUCAUCAGCGCCUACUUCUCUGACAAAGUCGGGAGGCGAAGCCCCUUCAUCAUUGGCUUCCUCCUGAUGAUGAUCAUCGGCUUCUCCAUGUGCAUCGCUUCUUCCAACCCGAAGGUUGUCUACGGAGGAAUCUUCGUCGCCGCAUGUGCCAUUUACCCAGCUUUUCCCGGCGUCAUCACAUGGCUGUGCAACAACCUGUCAGGGAGCUACAAGCGCAGCGCCGGAAUGGCACUUCAGAUUGGCGUUGGGAACCUUGGAGGCGCUAUGGCAUCCAACUUUUACCGUCAGGCCGACAGCCCCCGAUACAUCUUGGGCCACGGCUUGGAGCUGGGCUUCAUCUGCUUGGGUAUCAUCGCGAGCUCCGCCCUGAUCUUCAGUUACUACACCGUCAACAAGAGACGCGCCCAGAGGCUGGCCGAUGGAGAGCUGGCAAAAUUCACGCCACAAGAGCUGUCGGCCCUGGGAGACCGAGCCAUAACCUUCCGUUACAUGUUCUGA